This is a messenger RNA of Lolium rigidum, 747 nucleotides long. RefSeq names its product non-specific lipid transfer protein GPI-anchored 12-like. The record is from RefSeq and is a predicted model, not a curated record. NCBI's taxonomy places the organism in Eukaryota, Viridiplantae, Streptophyta, Magnoliopsida, Poales, Poaceae. The transcript is spliced from 3 exons. The coding region runs from base 29 to 565 and encodes 178 amino acids.
GCCGCAUCAUUCUGCUCCUGCUCCUCCCAUGGCCGCGGCGCCGCCGGCGCAUCACUCCGCUCCUGCUCCUCCCAUGGCCGCGACGCCUGCGACGGCGCCGGCGCCGGGGGCGACGCUCAGCCCGGAGUGCAUGGACGCGGUGCUCAACAUGUCCGACUGCCUGCCGUACGUCUCAAGCGGGAGCACGGACAAGCACCCGGACAAGGCCUGCUGCCCGGAGCUCGACGGCCUGCUGCAGUCCAACCCCGUCUGCCUCUGCGAGCUGCUCGCCGGUGGAGGGGACUCCUACGGCGUCAGCGUCGACUACAAGCGCGCCAUGGCGCUGCCGGGGGUCUGCCGCCUCAACGCGCCGCCACUCAGCGCGUGCGCAGCUUUUGGAGUCCCUGUUGGGCCUUCUUCAUCGCCAUUAACAGACGUCUCCCCAUCCGGUACUGGACCGCAAAUGCCUGAGAACCCGCCUUCCCUAUCGCCGUCCAAGUCGGCUGCCUCCAGCCGCUUCACUGCUCGUGGACUCGCCGCCCUCGCCGCGCUACCGCUCGCGAUCACGGCCGCCGCCAUGUUCUAGACCAACAAGAGUUUGGGGCUGUGACAUGUUCUCACACGUCUGGCCCGAUGAUUACAUUCUUCUCCAUUCUUGCCUCACAUUGUCUAUCGCCCGAGAGAUUUUUUUCCGGUUAAUUUUUUCCUUGUGAAUUGUGAUACUACCUCUUUUACUUGCUAUUGCUAAAGACGGUGACCUCCUGUGUA